This is a messenger RNA of Aspergillus clavatus NRRL 1, 1602 nucleotides long. RefSeq names its product FAD binding domain protein. The record is from RefSeq and is a predicted model, not a curated record. The transcript has a single exon. The coding region runs from base 1 to 1602 and encodes 533 amino acids. Gene Ontology annotation, molecular function: FAD binding. NCBI's taxonomy places the organism in Eukaryota, Fungi, Ascomycota, Eurotiomycetes, Eurotiales, Aspergillaceae.
AUGUCUCGCCAACCCGUUCUCAUCGUCGGUGGUAACCUUGUCGGUCUCUCCGCCGCCCUUUGCCUUGCUGCACACAAUGUCCCGACCAUUGUCUUCGAAAAGCACGCAAAGAUUUCAGAGCAUCCCCGCGCCAUCGGCUUUACUGCACGCACAUUGGAGAUCUUUCACGCCCUGGGUAUCUCAGACCAGAUCCCCGAGGUCCCCUCAGACUUUACUCUUCUGCGCGCUCGGGUUGAAAGCCUAACGGGCAAGUGGUUCGAGCGUACAUCGUGGCAGGACACGACCGAAAAACCUAGCCAUGACCAGCAGACAGCAGAGAAUGAAAGUAAGCCGACUUCUGGGGAAAAGGGGCAGUAUUCGCCCUUCCGCGGCGCCGCCAUACCCCAGGACAAGCUCGAGUCGAUCCUCGAGAAAGCAGCUCUCAGCCGCGGCGUUGAUAUUCGGCGACAACAUACCGUCACUAAGGUCGAGCAAAAUGAUUCGGAAGUUCUGGUGACCGUUCUCGACGCACAGGGCACGUCACAUCAGUUGCGCGGUCUAUAUCUCAUUGCUGCCGAUGGCAACCGCAGCGGGAUCCGGGAGCAGCUUCAGAUCGCAAGGACGGGCCGUGGACACAUGCAAAUCAUGCGCAGUGUUUUAUUCCGCGCACCCCUCGAAGACUACCUGAAGGGCGUGCACCAGUUCAACAUUGAGCAGGGAGACUUCAAGGCGUUCCUGACGACCUACAAUGACGGGCGUUGGGUGCUGAUGUUCUACGACGAUUUGGAGCGCGACUCCAAGACCCAGAUUGCGGAUAUUCGACGGGCAGUUGGGAAGUCUGAUAUCCCUGUGGAAAUCAUCACCACUGGCCGCUGGGAGAUGACAGCGCUCGUGGCGGAGAGGUUCCAGGUUGGCAGGAUUUUCCUUGCCGGCGAUGCAGCGCAUGCACUACCCCCGAAUCGAGGCGGAUAUGGUGCGAACACUGGUAUUCACGACGCGCAUAACCUUGCCUGGAAAAUCGCUGCCGUACUGAAGGAAGAGUCGAUGCCGGAGCUGUUGGACACCUACGAUGCGGAACGGCGGCCGGUUGCAUUGCUUAGACAUGAUCAGAUCUUUGUCCGAGCGGAUUACAAGAUGCAUCUGGAGGGCAAGGAUGCUGGGGAGCGGCUCGAUGAUGAUGCAAUGGAGUUUGGUGAGCUGUAUCGAUCCAGAGGAGUUAUAGGUGCUGAGGAUGGACUCUCACCUGCAAAGAAACCUGAUGAGUGGAAGGGACAGCCAGGGACUCAUCUUCCGCAUUUUUGGGUGACGAAAGCGGGCAAGACGGUUUCUAUAGCCGAUGUUACAGGAAUGCAUGGAUGGACGGUGGUUUCAGCAUCGGUGGAAUGGGGGGAUGCCGUGAGGAAAUUGAAUGAGCGGUCACCUGUCAAGCUGAAGCAUCUUCAUAUUGGUCAAGACGUCCAGCUCAACGGUUCUCAGAACCUUACCGAGCUGAUGGGAUUGUCUAACACCGGGGCAUCACUGGUUCGACCAGAUGGAUAUAUUGCUUGGCGGACAGUCGAGAUACCCUGCGAUCCAGUGGACGAUUUGCUUCAAGCGUUGAAUCAGGUUGCGUUUAUCCAGUAG